Molecule: messenger RNA, 1212 nt
Organism: Closterium sp. Naga37s-1
Lineage: Eukaryota; Viridiplantae; Streptophyta; Zygnematophyceae; Desmidiales; Closteriaceae
Source: the annotation of a GenBank genome assembly
AUGGCGUCCGCCGGAAUCAGCAGCAUGGGGAAUGGCAAGGCCGUGCGUGCGCUGCUCGCCAUCGUCGCCGUCAUCGCCGGUACGCUCCGUCAUUCGCUCCGCUCUCUCGCCCCGCGCUCUCAUGCGCCAUCGUGCUCACGCCGUCAUGCGUUCAAUGCACCACUCGACAGCGCGCACACGCGAUGGAUGCCCAACGAACUCGCUCCUUCGUCCGUGCCCCUCCCAUGCCACAUGCCGCUCCCUUGCAGCGUGUCUCCCCCAGCCGUCGCAAGCAGCAGCAGCAGCGAGCGUGUCGGUCCCAGUGCCGAUAGGCACGCCGAUGACAAUCAACGGGCGCACAUUCAAAUUCUCGCCGCGCCGCUGUGUCAACCUUCCCGCCAUGUCGCCGUCUCAGAAGGCGCGGGUGGUGGUGCCGUGGCAGCAGGCGAGCAUGUCUGGCAAGGCUAUGUGCCGCGCGAUCUGGUUCUUCCAGGAUCCCGCGUGCAAAGGACAGACGUUGGACGUUUUCGUGAAUGGCCAACAGAGGUGCGCCUUCCAUUCUUGCUCGCCUUGCUUCCAUGCUCCUAUGCUCUUGAUGCCGCUCGUUUGCUCCCCCACCUGAUCAACGAUCGUUGCACUCGUGGCGCCCUCCCUCCCCCUGUGUGCAGUGAGAAGCGCAUCUCCGGUGCAGCAAGGUCCGCCCUCUGCCUCGUAGUCCAGUUCGCUGCGCUGCAGAGCGCACGACGCGAGUGGGUGGCAGGCUGCCGCGCCUCAUCUCUGCAUUCGCCUUCCCCCUUUUCCCCCCCUUCCCCGUUUCCCCCUUUCCCCCGGUCCGCACGGCGCUGUGCGGCAGACAACAUGUGUCGGUAUGCGCGCUGCCCUGCCGGCUCUGACACAUGCACCCCACCCACGGACGACCGCACGGCAGUGACGUGCGCGUGCAAGAAAGGCUACAGCGCGGUCAACAACAAAUGCCAGCCUCCCAGUGAGCUUCGUAUGGUUUCGCUCCGCUCAGCAUGGUCUCGUUGCCGCAACUCUCUCCUCCUCCGCCCUCCCUCGCCUGCUCUGCUCUCUCUGAAUGCUUCCUUGUCCGGAUGGACCCAUGUGCUCACCUGGCCUCCCUCUCUCUCUCCUUGCCUCUGCUGCAGAACCCUCGUGCCUCACUGCAGGCUGCCCUGCCAACUCCGAGUGUGCCAAACGCACCAGUGGCACUGGAAUGGAGUGCAAGUGUAA